Molecule: messenger RNA, 2045 nt
Organism: Ilex paraguariensis (yerba mate)
Lineage: Eukaryota; Viridiplantae; Streptophyta; Magnoliopsida; Aquifoliales; Aquifoliaceae
Source: the annotation of a GenBank genome assembly
CCGAAGUUCAACAGUUACACAGAAGUUACUUUUGGAAAUUAAGGGAAGGUGUGGAAUCUAUGAAGUGCCAUUUGACAUUUGGGUGGAAGGAAAACAAUAGAAACGAAGAUGAAGUUUAUGAAACUUGGGACAAGGCCAGACACCUUCUACACAGAAGAGGCUACCAGUUUGCACUUCUUCCAAAAUGUGGCCUCUUACAACGAUUGUGCUCAGAUUCUGGAGAUUCCAGCGAUGUUACACUAGAACUUCAUGAUAUUCCUGGAGGUGAAGAUGCUUUUGAGCUGUGUGCCAAGUUCUGCUAUGGGAUUACAAUCAAUCUCAGCGCCCAUAACUUUGUAUCUGCAAUUUGUGCUGCUAAAUUCCUACGAAUGACUGAAGCAGUUGAUAAGGGGAAUUUUAUCAUGAAACUUGAGGCUUUCUUCACAUCAUGCAUUCUUGAAGGUUGGAAGGAUUCCAUAGUCAUACUGCAGACUACCGGAAGGCUACCUGAGUGGUCUGAAAACCUUGGGAUCAUCAGAAGGUGUAUCGAUUCUAUUGUUGAGAAGAUACUCACCCCACCGGCACAGGUAUCAUGGUCCUACACUUACACCAGACGAGGGUAUGACAAAAAGCGUCACCCCUCUGUCCCAAAGGAUUGGUGGACAGAGGACGUUUCUGGCCUUAACAUAGACCUAUUCAGAUGCAUAGUUACUGCUGUUAGAUCAACAAACAUGCUGCCACCACAGCUUAUUGGUGAAGCUUUGCAUGUCUAUGCAUGUCGUUGGCUGCCUGACACUACAAAAAUCAAGCCUCCUGAAAAUUCAGCUUCUCAUAUCGAAGAAUCCACAGAGGAAAAACGCAAAGAUCUGGAGACCAUCGUGAGCAUGAUUCCCGCAGACCAAGGGUCUGUUUCAAUUGGAUUCCUGCUGAGAUUACUUAGCAUAGCAAAUUUGCUAGGGGUGUCUCCGGUGACAAAGACAGAACUUAUAAGGCGCUCUGGUCUGCAAUUUGAGGAUGCAACACUAAACGACCUGCUGAUACCUUCACAUAAUGCCCAAGAUCCACAUUUUUAUGAUAUUGACUUGGUUGGUGCAGUAUUGGAAAGUUUUUUGAUGCAGUGGAGAAGACAGUCCAAUGGAGAGCAAAGCCAAUCUGUCAGAUCGAUCAAACUGGUUGGCAAGCUUAUUGAUUCUUAUCUUCAAGUGGUCGCCAAGGAUGUAAACAUGGCAGUACAUAAAGUAGUAUCUCUUGCUGAAACUUUGCCAGAAAUUGCGAGAACUGAGCAUGAUGACCUUUACAAGGCAAUCAACGUUUAUCUCAAGGAGCAUCCUGACCUGACCAAGGCAGAAAGAAAGCACCUUUGCCACGUUCUGGACUGCCAGAAAUUGUCCCCAGCGGUUUGUGCUCAUGUGGUGAGGAAUGAACGGCUGCCAUUGAGAACAGUGGUGCAAGUUCUCUUCUUUGAACAAGAGAAAGGUGCUCACAAACUUCCCCCUCAACCUCAAGAGCAAUUUCCCACUAGAAAACAAACUAAGAUUUCCAGAAAUGAAGUGAGCAAAGUAAAAUUGGGUCCACAUGAACAAUCCAGCACAGCAGAGGGUACAAGAAGAAGUUCAAUUCAUGGCAUCAGUGGAAGAGAUCAUCAGAGAGUAGGGAAAUCGGGUGGAAAGCUGCAAGUGGAAUCCGAACAAAGAUUGGAUAGAAAAGAAAUUGCAGAAACACUUGCCGGGAAGGAAAAGGAGAUUAGAGAAGAAGGAAUUUCUGGAAGUAAGUUGGAUCCGAAGAAGCUAAUACAAAGGAGAAGUAGAUCGGAUCACAAGCAUAGCAAAAGUACAGAGAGAUAAUCCCUGCCUUUGCUGUUUAUUGUCGCUCUGACUUUGAAGCCAGAAUUAAUGAUUUGGAACCUUGCAUAUUCCCAAACCGGCACACAAAUCUUUGGCACCAGAUUGCAUGUACAAAGUUUUUAGACCAUUAAUUGCAGUUCUGUAUUCCCACUUGAGUCGGUUCGGUUGGGGUCUCAAAUAACUGUUUCUCUAUCAAAACAUUUGCAGUGCGUUCAGAAUGAG